Molecule: messenger RNA, 8762 nt
Organism: Numida meleagris (helmeted guineafowl)
Lineage: Eukaryota; Metazoa; Chordata; Aves; Galliformes; Numididae
Gene: TMEM108
Product: transmembrane protein 108
Exons: 4
Coding region: 7131-8534 (467 amino acids)
Biological process (GO): postsynaptic density organization; retrograde axonal transport; dendrite extension
Cellular component (GO): endosome membrane; postsynaptic density; axon
Source: RefSeq, a predicted model, not a curated record
ACUAACCCCCCCAGAUCCUUUUCCUCUAUGCAGCUUUCCAGCCACUCUGCCUCAAGCCUGUAGCACUGCAUGGGGUUGCUGUGACCAAAGUGCAGGACCCGGCACUUGAUCUUGUUGAAGCUCUCACAACUGGCCUCAGGCCAUCAGUCCAGCCUGUCCAUAUCUCUCUGUAGGGCCUUCCUACUCUCAGGCAGAUCAACACUUCAGCCCAACUUUGUGUCAUGACCUUGCUGCAUGCCAGGUGAUAACUUGUUUUUUAACAUUCCUGGACCAAGCAGCUGCUUUCUGGAUUUUUGGUAUGAAAAGUUCCAGGGUUCUGUUUAAAUCUCCUGUUUGACUGAAACAUGGAUUUCCAACAAACCGUGUGAAGGAAGCAAUAAAGCAGCCAUAUGGUGGUGGUGCUGAUGGCUUCCUAGUCAGGAUGGUUGGGACUGCUGCCUGUGGCCACCAGCGCUUUUGCUGGGAGAGAACAAAACCUGAGCCCCUCUGCUCCUCUGUCCACUCAUUCCAGUUAUUAAUUGCUGUUACUCUUCACAUAGUUUCCUGUUUCUCAUUUGGUGACAUUGGUCUUCAGCUGCCAGCCACAUUUUAUCUCUGCUGGUUCCUUCAGUUUUCCUGUGUUCUCCUCUCAGAGUCAUUUACAUGCUGAAUAAUGUGACUAAUUGCAGCAUGGUUGUCCUGAUUUACACCAGUGUAGCAGAAGCCACCAUUUUUCCCACAGGAGUUUCCUGACACUGCUAUCGAUGGCCCUGUAAUUGGUCCCUCAAGCACGUCUGCCUUUAUUUAUUUCCAUCUAGUCCUUUCAACACAGAUCGAAUGGGGCUGAAACUCAGCACUUUACCUUAAAAUUAUGUCCUUCGUAUAAUGCUUCUUGAUAUUCCUUCCUCUCUGUGUCCUGACCUUUAGCGAAGCCGUUGCUAAUAUAUUCUCUUAGCCAUGGUAGUUAAUGUUAAUGCAAAGACUGAUGUUCUCCUGCAGCUUCCAUGCAGAUAUGCCACACUAAGCACUCCGGCUCCAAACAGGAUUGCUUCCCUGUGUUUCCUUUUACUGUGGGAAUAAUUUUACUGCUCCGGUGCAAUGACAGCUGAGGAUGCUUAAAAUGAGAGGGAGAAAAGGGAAAAUGUAAUAAGUGCAAAGUGAGACAAGACACUUCUGUCAGCAUUAUCAUUACAUUUCAUGGGAGUGUAACAUCUGACUGCCAUUCAGCUCCUUCAGCACGUGUCUGUGGAGAACCCAGAGUGAUGUUAAAUUGUAGCUCAUCCAUAGCGCUCCAACAUAAAGUUCACAACUUGUCACAGUUCUGCUGUGCCCCAGCAUCAACGUUAUGUUUUGUGUAUUAAUAAAUUAAGUCCAGACCAAAGGAAAGCCUGCAUCAGAGAGGGAUAAGUGGCAGAAACAUGUUAUUAGCUAUGGCAGGGAUGAAUUUGUCUUUCCAAAUGCAUUGCUUGGUGCGAUUACACUUCCAUCAUUUUGGAAGAAACAACACACAGUUGGGUUUAAAAUUUGUUCCCCAUGUGUCAGGAGACCUCCAGUCCCACCUUGGAGCACAUCAGUCGUAUAGACAAAGGGCUGUGCAGUGAGACCGGCUGCUGCCACUGAGGCAGACACUGAAACCACUAAAAAAAUUGAACCUUCUCAAUGCAUGGCAUUUCUGCAUUCCUGCCAGGACGUCAUGCAUUGCUCUGCCCCCGGCUCCAGCCCCAGCAGCCAAGUAAAAUCAUAGAAUCAUAGAAUCACAGAAUGGCUUGAGUUGGAAGGGAAGCCCAUGGGCACAGCUGCCACCCACUGGAUCAGACUGUCCAGGGCCCCAUCCAGCCUGGCCUUGAAUGCCUCAAAGGAUGGGGCCAGAAGGCUCUCAGUUAGUUAUUGCAGGGGAAGGGGAGAUAAGGUGUCUGCGUCCUAUCACCAACAACAUGACGGGUAUUAGGGAAACAGGAGUCAGGGCUGGAUGGACAGCCAGGCUGAGCUCCCAAAGAAUCCCCAAAGGGCCAUGUGCUGACAGGACAAGACGGGAAAGCUGGUGCCUGUAAUCUCUUCACAAGAGCUGGUGUGUGAAUAAUCAGAAGGUGUUAGGGUUGUCAGUCCAAUUUCCUUCCAAAAUAAAACCAAGUGCCGACGUGAUGACAUUUCAAGAGUGGGUGGAGUAGAUUCUGUUCCGUAUAUAGAGGCAGGUUUAUCCAGAAAGAAGGGAGAGACAAAUAAAAUAGGUAACUUACAAAGUACUGUGGGAAUAAUGCUGCUAUAGAGCUUAUGCUUAUGAUUAGUAUUAUCUAAACAAUGAUUCUGUGUUGUUGGUUCAAAGAUGUGACAGCACCAGCCCGUCCCAUUUGAGGCAGGAUGAAACUCCAAUGACCCGAGUCCACUGUGAACACUUAAACAAGGGCUCAAGGAAAGGUGUUCAUGUUUAAAGUUUUAUCCAUAUUUAUUAUCUCUUCAGUACAAACUUCAUGGAAGUACCCCUGUAAGGACAGAAAAUCACAUGAAAACUAGUGAUUUUACAUGAUUUGUAAAGUCUUUGUAACCCACAUUGACUUCAAAUGGUAUUUUGGACAUGGAGCGUGUUCUGAUGGAAAGGCAAGACCAAAGCAUGCUCAGAAUAACAUGCAGAAGCAAUACACAGAUAUCAGUAGUGGAAUUUUUUUUAAAUGGCCAGUGUGCAUGUAAAAAGUGCCAUCCACACGGAAAGGUGAAACAUUGCACUGCGCUGUGUAACAGUGUUCGUGCUGAAUAGGAAGUAUGAAUUGCAGAAAUGAGUUAAUAGAGCAUAUUUUUUGAAGUGAGGUCCUUACUGUAAUGUCAUGUGUAUUUCUAGUAGAAUUACUGAUCCUCUGACUAAUCGAGUAUGCUGUAUCACCUUCUCACCCUUGUGUUCUUUGUGUAUGAUACUGCAUAUCUCCAGCUAUUGAAUCUCAUUCAGGAGCAACGAUACUGAAAUACGAGCAGCAGAGUCUGCUCUUGUUAGCAGAAAUUAUAUCCAGCAGCUGCUGUGACCUUACUUACAAGAACGUAUGAUUUACUGCAGCACCUUGGACCAUCAUUCCUUCCAGGCCAAUACCUAGCUUCAAAGGUUGGCAGACAAAAUCCAUAUCUCAAUACCUGUGUAAUCUUUCAAAUCACCUCGUGGAGCAAAACAAACCUUCCUGAUCUCUGCAGUGAGCAGCUGAUAUUUUCAAGAAUGGAAUUUGAUCCCACCCUUUUCUCUUGGUAUGUCCUUAAGCUACACACAGCCCUGCCACUGUCAAGGUUCAGGCAGCACUGAGCAUCACAACUCACUUUUUCCCUAGCAGCCUUACAUCCACCCACUCCAAAGGCUUUCCCAGCCCUGUAUAACCCAGCAGACAGCAAGGCCCUCACGUUGCAGCCUUUUUGGCUGUUUUAGGUGUAACCUCACAUCCUUGGGCUGUGCUCGCAGGAGAAAAUUUGAGUAUGAAAACCCUCUCUACCCACUUCUAGCCCAGGUCCGCCCUGGGAAUUACUCACAAUCGCAUUUUUUUUCCCAAAGCCAGAAGCCAUCUCCCACACUGAAAAUGCUGACUCCCUUGAUCCUGACUUGGUUUGGUUCUCACUUGCCCAAAAUGUGAAGGCAUUCACAGAGGCAGUGAGUAACAGCACAGGCCCUUAGCAGGUCAUUUACCCUCUCUGAAGUACAGCAUCCCUUUUCCUUAAACUGAGCAAUGGUCAAAAAUCAAAGCAAAGCUUUCUUGCCUGUAAAUGUAAUAGUUUAUGCCCAAGUUGCUUUCUAAUUGUGUGUUACAUGUUCUCAUAACAAAUCAAUGCAGGCUCCUCAUUAUGAGCUCUCAUUUGAGAUCGAACCCAGGGAUAACCAGGCACUUGGAGGUAAUAAUGAGUUUGAAGGGAGCAUAAGUAAUAAAUCACCCACAUUACUUUCAGUGAACAGAUGAAAGGACUGAAAUACCUUAAGGGGUUGUAGAAGUCAGUCAGCCUGUGCAUAGCUGUAACAUUCCUUCUGGCUGCAGCACCAAUGUUUUUGUUCCUGCAACUGGAGAAUUUGAGCACAGCUUUUGCUGUGGUAAUAAACCUCUUUUCCUUCAGAUAGUCAAGCUAAAAAUGACUGUGCUGUAAUGAAAGACUUUGUUGAGUCUAGAAUAAAUGUCCUCAAUUGAUAGGUAAGUUGGUGUAAAUUAGUAAGAGCUGGUGGCUCCAUCCUGAAGAAAUGAGUUUUGGACAAGACAUUAUCACCUGGUGCUGGAAUCAGAAGUCUGUGACUUGGUUCCUUAAAACUGCAAGGAUUUGGAAAGGAGUGCACACCAAGAAGCUCCACCAUGCUACCACCGCUCUCCAGGCCAGCAGGCGCCAGCUGUGCCUGCAGGGUCAGGCACACAUCGUUGACAGCCUGCUUCAGCCAAAUUAUGGCUUGUAUACUUACCCUCUAAUGUGGGAAAAAGAGUGCUUCCUAAAGCAUCGCCAUGGAAAGACUCCAGCCUCUGCCCUCAUCCACGCUUCACAUUGGUGAGGUGCUGCUCUCUAAGGCUGUGUCUUGUCUACUGUGUAGACAAGAAGCUGGUUAUGAAUGUCCAAAGUGGUGAGACUUCCUCUGCUGGAAAGUAUCACAAUACCUAGACUGCGUUUUACCUUUUCAGACACCACUUUUAUUAAUCCCUUUAUUGUUUUAAACAAACCCUCUUCUUGCUUUCUGAUGAUGCCAUCUAAAUAGGUAGAGGGAUAUGGGGUGGGAUUAGUCUCGCCUAACUUUCAUCAUCUGGAAGGUGGAUAUCUAGGUAAAGCUCAUCAUCUCCUAUGGGACCCCUUUUGCUCAGGGUAAGAGAGGGCCUCUCCAGGGUGUGAGUCAACCUGUGGCAGCUCAGAGACAUACUUCAGGAUGAGGUGAAUUGCCCGCCAGAGCCACAGCUACUUCAGGCAUCUAACUUUGGCAUAGCUGAGGUUACUCACUGCUUUGGGAGGCUGUCAAAAUCCAUUGCUAAGAUGGCUUUAAAUCCUCUUUCCCCCCUUUUUAUUGCUGCUUUUGAAAUGGAUACCCUUGCUUGAGUCAGCAUCCAUGACAUCAACUACAUCCUCUCUUUGGCAAGAUCCUAUUUUAAGCUUUCCAUCGGAGGCCUCGGCUAUUUGUGUCAUUGUCAAAACUCUUCAGAAGGUCCAGUGACAUUGAUGGUAGGUCUCUCAGAAGCCAGAGGUUCUGCAGCAACAUAAAUAGGAUCAGCAGCACUAAGUGCAGGUGAAAGAGAAGCCAGCUGCACAUCCUUUCUGUCUCCCUUGGCAACAGCAUCCUGCCAACAAAAACUGCUGCCAAGCAAAGGCUGCAAAGGAAGGGAUGUGCAUUUGCAAAGCUGAGGCUGGACAAGCUUUGUGUGAAAGGGAAGCUGUCAGACCAGGGAAGACUUGUGUGUUUUUAACAUUAUUUUUGGUUUGUUCCAUGUGGUUUUGGACAAGGGAAAGCACAGGGCCCCUGUCCUUGUGAAUAGUUUUCAUGUGAAAUUCCACAUGACAGUCUCUGCAGUUUUGAGCCAUAUGUUUCCAUCCGAGACAGCACACGGGGAAGAAGUCUGUGCUGAGUUACUGCUUACAGAUGUGGCAAAUCCUCCAGCAAAGGUUAAAAUACGUGGCACGGCUCUCUUGUUACACCAGCUGCAGCUUCAUGCUCAAUCAUUGUUUCAGCAGCCAGCUCUUAAUAACCCCGAGUUCCAGAAACUGCUAAACAAGCUGAUAUUUGUAAAGAGCAAUUUUUUCUGUAAUGCACUGAGUAUCUUUAUUUAGAGGAACCUUCAGACUAGCAGCAUUAGGGAUGAAAAGUGAACUGCAAAUGGGAGGGAGAAAAGGAACACCAGCACAAGAGCACAGAAAUGCAAAGCAGAUCUGAGAUUAAUGUUUGUACUCCGUCAUUGCACAUCCUCCAUGAAAUGAUCGUGGCUGUGAAAACACUCUGUGUGUAAAUAGGGGAAAAAUACUUUUGUGAUAUGGUAAAAGCACCUGCCCUGGCUUCCUGAUAGGGACUGUGUGCUCCUAAGAUCACCACUGGGGUCAUACUCUGAGGACCUGUAGCUGCUGGGGCUGCCAGACCUCAAACCCAUCAUCACAGUGUCACUCCUUUGUGAUCCUGUAUGAUAACAGAGAAGGAGAAACUGGCUUUGCGCAGUAGCAAAAUAUUAGGAACAAAUUCUGUGAGGACCCAUGUAACAAAUUGCUUGGGCUGUUUGGGUAUGGUGGGAACUUUGAAUCAAAGACUGAGGAACAGGGAUUGUUGGGGGAAUACCAGCAGUCGCCAACUUGUUGCACUCAGCAUUUGCCCGUGCCCUCUGUGGAAUUUGGCUGAACGGGGCACACUUCUGUGCUCUUUGGGCUGUGUGUUCUUCCAGACACCCAGCUGUGCCGAACAGAAUAAGGGGGGCAGGAUUAUGGUUUUAAGAAUCACAAGAUUUGUGGACUUAUUUGAUGGGUACAAAGGAGAAACUACCCAUUCAUCACUGAGGAAUGGAGAUAUAAUAUAAUAUAGAACAUGCGUUUUGGUGCCAAAGAAGAAGAAGGAGGGAAGAGGAUCCCUAUUUCAUUCCACAUAUUUUCCUCUGACAGGAUUAUUAAUACCAUUAGAGAUAAUUGAAUGAAGUGGAAAAUCUGGUGGGGGGUACAGAAGCAGGAGGUGGAUCUGUGAAAUCCACCCAGACACAAAAAGCUCAGCGCUGCGCUGGAGGGAGGGCACUCUGCCUCCAAACAGGGAAGGAGCAGUCUCACAAGGACGUGCAGCUGGGGUGCUUGUUGCUGUUUUGUUCCCAGAGAACGAGAACUGCCAGCAGUCCUCUGGCAUCUGAAUAGACCCGUGUCAGACAAACUGUAUCUGGACUUGAUGGGGAACCAAGCUGGAAUACCAAGCAGCCCUUCGAUCUGCUCGCAGAGAGAGGGACUGGCUCUGUAAGUAAUCUUUGCAGUUCCAAAGGUACUCAUAAAGGAGCGAGCUGUCUCGUUGCACAGCCCUGCAAGACACGCCUGCCUGGGCUGUCUCUGUCCUCAUUCCUCCAAACCAGUUCCAACAAUAACAGCAACUCCUGCCUGCAGCUGCCUCGUUAGGGAGAAGAUGUAUUUUUCCUUUCUCUACUGAGCGAUGAAGCUUCCAAAUCCGUGUGAUGUGAGCAGGUGAGGAUGUCUGCUGACAAGUCCAAAUGAUAUUUUCAGGUGUUCUACUGAUCUUGGCACUGACGGAAGAGCUGGUGUUUUCUGUUCAGGUACUGUCUCCUGCUGUAUCCUCCUCUCAGGGCCUCCUGAUGGACACUACCACUGUCACAGCCAUGGGAACGACACCUCGCCACAAGGACCAUCACAUGGCAGAGCCUGUCCCCACCUCUGCUCGCGCCGCCCCCCAUCCUGUCAGCCUGGCGGGGAGCAAUGCUUCCACUGCUCAAACGCAGGCGAGCAGCCCUCACGCUGGCGAAAAGGAAACGUAUCAUUUGUAUAACCAGAGUGCUUUGUACUCGGGACAGACUCGCCCCAAGGGGAAAAUAUUCCAGAUUUUCAAAGGCAACUUCACAGAGUCUUCAGAGCCUUACCUAAAGACGACCCUGCACUCUCCCUUCCCUACCCUGAGGAGCCCUUUCACAGACCAUCCCUUUCAGUCCCAGACUGCAACCUCCAGCGACCCCAAUGGCACGGGGCUGGCCAGAACUACACCCUCAGACCCUUCUCCCCACCCCAACACCUCGGGAAGCCUUAGGGAAGCAGAGCAAGGGAAUGGGGCUGAGCGAGUUGUGCAGAAAGGAGAUUUUGCCACCACAACUGCUGGACCAUCAACUGAUCCCGAAGCAGUGUCGGUGCCUUUUAAACCCACCCACUAUGGUGUAUGGGAUAUGCUGAGCAAAAACAACUCUUGGGUAACCUUGAAUCUCAGUACAAAUGUCCCCUUGUUUGCUGGCCCUGGAACUGCACCAGCAGCAGCAGGUCACUCAGUCCAGCCCAGCUUUGAUGUCAGCAUCUCCUCCCCAGCAGUGGGGGACCUCGAGGGCACUUCUCCAACACAGCAGGGCCUGGUGACGGACACGACCUCACUGGGCAGCGCUCUCUCCACCAUGCCUGCCACGGGGUUGUCCAGCUCCAUGUCCACUGCUGGUUCCACCGCGACCGGAAACUUCCUCAACAGGCUGGUUCCUGCCGGGACCUGGAAACCUGGGGUGCAAGGAAAUAUCUCCCAUGUCACCGAGGGAGACAAGCCCCAGCACAGGGCUACCAUCUGUCUCAGCAAGAUGGACAUUGUCUGGAUCAUUCUGGCCAUCAGCGUACCAAUAUCCUCAUGUUCGGUUCUGCUGACAGUCUGCUGCAUGAGGAGGAAGAAAAAGACAUCCAACCCAGAAAACAAUCUGAGCUAUUGGAAUAAUGCUAUUACCAUGGACUACUUCAACAGGCAUGCUGUGGAGUUACCGAGAGAGAUCCAGUCCCUGGAGACAUCAGAGGACCACCUCUCUGAGCCACGCUCCCCUGCCAACGGCGACUACCGCGACAGCGGGAUGGUCCUCGUGAACCCCUUCUGUCAGGAAACGCUGUUUGUGGGACACGAGCAAGUCUCUGAAAUAUGACCCCACGGCCGCCCUCCUGUUGCAGUUUCAUCUCUACUGUCUCCAAAUUAUAAAUAUAUAUAUAUAUUAUAAAUAUAACCUUUGUGUAACCCUGAAUUACAAGAAAUGUUUUCAGCUUUUCUUUUUUUUCCCUCAGAAUUGUCGACCCCUUUUUUAUAAGUGUGGUAAAACUUUACAGAACAAACUGUGGCUUUAUAAAAUAAAGGUAUUUCUAAGCAAAACACCUGU